ACGGGGUAGAAAGAACAGCAUAAGAUCAACAGCUAAAGUAAAAAUUUCGGGAAAUUAUUACCACCAAAACGUCAUGUUCUUUACCCAGUUACUUCUCCUCGCAAUAGUGGGUUAUUCCCUCAGCCAGCGGAUCGACACAGAUGACCGGGUAGACUGCGAGUUGUGUGACAAGUCAGCGUGUCCCACCGAUCUCCCCUGCCUGGCCGAGCUCGUGCUGGACCGUUGCUCGUGCUGCCAAGUCUGCGCUAAAGUUCUCGGUGAACGGUGCGGUGGCCCGGAGUCCGUAGACGGGCGGUGUGCAGACGAGUACAUCUGCGCCGGGAAAUCUGUCUAUGACCCCGUGAAGGAAGGAGGCGUCGGGCAAUGCGUCUGCAAGAGUUUCGAUCAAGUUUGCGGGUCAGAUGGAGUGGUUUAUGAGAACGAAUGCGAGAUGAAAAUGGAGAGUUAUGGAAGAGUUCAGAGGGGGUUGUCGGCCAUUGAGGUAGACGAAACAGACGUGUUGUGCUUGACCCCUCCUUUCAUCACAUCUCCACCAAAGGACGCCUUCCUGAAGCUUGACUCUCAGUCGGAGCUGAGUUGCGAGGCUAUCGGAAGACCCGUCCCUGACAUCAUCUGGACUAAGGAUGGGGAAGAGUUGCCAGGCAACCAUAUCAACAUAGCAACGCGCAAGAGAAACGGGCCAACCAAAUUUGGGAUGACGAGUUGGGUGCUGCUCAAUGUGUCUCCAAAUGAUGGAGGAACCUACAUGUGUAAAGCUAUGAAUAGCCAAGGAGAGACCAGUGUCUCGGUCACCAUCUUGGUCCCCACUCCUGAAGAUAUGAACAACAACAGUGCUAAUGAUGUUGCCCUCGAGUUGUAGAAGGUCAGUGCUUUCUGUGACACUUUCUCAGAUUUAUCUUCGGUGUAUAGAAACCAAACCAAAUACAAGAAUGGCUAGGGUAUAGCUUGAUGCUUGCAGACUGCUCAUGGUGCUAGAGUAUCAAGAGAGGGCGCUAUAUAGAUAGCCAUUUAAAUCAAUGAUAGAAUGUUGUUUACUUCUGCAUACUGCAUGACUAUAAGGAGAAGAAACUGGCAUUAAGAAAAGCUUAUAAAAUUUUAAAGAUCGUUUAAAAAUUUGUGUUGAUUUCUCAACCAAAAUUAAUUCCCGAAAACCCUCCUGUAAGCCAAGUUUAGAUAUUUGAACCCCCCCCCCUGCUAUAAUAAUGUGUUUAAAUAGAAUUUAUAAACUAAUUUUUAAUAA
Molecule: messenger RNA, 1240 nt
Organism: Asterias rubens (European starfish)
Lineage: Eukaryota; Metazoa; Echinodermata; Asteroidea; Forcipulatida; Asteriidae
Product: insulin-like growth factor-binding protein 7
Exons: 4
Coding region: 74-859 (261 amino acids)
Biological process (GO): regulation of cell growth; regulation of signal transduction
Cellular component (GO): extracellular region
Molecular function (GO): insulin-like growth factor binding
Source: RefSeq, a predicted model, not a curated record